Messenger RNA from Saccostrea cuccullata (small rock oyster), 2820 nucleotides. RefSeq lists its product as uncharacterized. The transcript has 11 exons. Gene Ontology annotation, cellular component: cytoplasm. The coding region runs from base 83 to 2179 and encodes 698 amino acids. Lineage: Eukaryota; Metazoa; Mollusca; Bivalvia; Ostreida; Ostreidae. Gene Ontology annotation, biological process: DNA catabolic process. Gene Ontology annotation, molecular function: 3'-5'-DNA exonuclease activity; nucleic acid binding. The record is from RefSeq and is a predicted model, not a curated record.
UGGCUAUAAAAAUUUACGGAUGUCAAUAUCAUUCAAUUAAACAUCACCUUAGGCCUUAUUGUACCCCAUUACGUUCAAUUUUAUGGGGUUUCCACCACUUUAUUGGGGUUUCACCCCUCCUUGUAGGCUACUUAAUGAUGUCCCAACAGGCAAAAAACAUCUGACAGAAAAGGGAGGAAAAGCAUGGGAUAUUAAUACGAAAGUAGCAGUAGGAAUGAUCAAUGGUGGCUUCGGAGAGUCUCAUUUAAAUGCCUUCUUAGCAGUACUAAACAUUCCAGGAAUUUCGAAGGGAGGUCUGAAGGAAAGGGAAAGGGAAGUUGGCAGUACACUGAGUAAAAUGGCAGAAGAAAGUUGUCGAACCAGUCUAUUAGAGGAAGUUGAAAAGAGUGAUGGUAAUCUCACCGUCAGCUUCGAUGGUGCCUGGCAAAAACGGGGUACUGGGCGUGCCUACAAUAGCCUUACAGGACAUGCAAGUUUGAUUGGGGAAAAAACCAAGAAAUGUGUUGGUUAUGCUGUAAAAUCUAAAAAAUGCAGAAUAUGUGACUUGGCAAAACGGAAGGAUGUUCCCGUGAGGAAGCACAAGUGCAGUCGAAACUGGUCAGGGUCAGCCAAAUCUAUGGAACCUGCUAUGGCUUGCGAGAUGGUGCAAAGCAUAAAAGAUCAAGGUGAAAAGGUUACCACGUUAGUAAUGGACAACGAUUCUACAACAAUAGCCAGAUUGAGAGCAACUGUUGAUCCAGAUAUAAAGAAAAAGGUGGACAGCAAUCACAUGAAAAAAGGGUUUACAGGAAGUCUUGUGGAAAUCAGCAAUACCCAUAAAGUAUUGAAAAAUGUUAAAGUUAGAACUCACAUUGAGAGAUGCUUUACAUAUUGGGACCAUUCCAUGUGUGGCACAUGGUGCAGGAGUGAACAAACUGGUUACAAACCAAAAAACUUGCCAUAUGGGAAACCUCUUACAAGUGAGCCUCUGAGAUCAGCUCUAGAAAAACUGUUUGAGAAGUAUGCAGACCGGGCAACUAAGUUGGUGUCGAUGGGAUCCACUCAAGUGAAUGAAAAUUUUAACCACAUGGUUUCUAGCAAAGCGCCUAAAAGAAUGUUUUAUGGAGGUUCAGACAGUCUGCAUAGUAGAGUAUCUGCAACUGUCUGUCAGAAAAAUGAGGGGUAUAAUUAUAUAACUGAGGUGAAUAAAAGACUGACAAUGUCUCCUGGAAGAUACACCCUCAAGCAUUCCAGGAUCCUACAAAGCAGACUGAAGCUGAAGCGAUUACAACAAGCAAAGCGGAGCACAAAGCGGAGACGUUUAGAGCUGAAGUCAGAGCGGUCUGCAAAAGAUGCAUCACAAUCUGUUCUUGAAGGUAAUACCAACAAAUCUUACAUGGUAUUUGACCUAGAGACUACUGGUUUAGCCAGGACAUCAGACAUUGUUCAGAUUGCAGCUGUAUGUGGAGAGAGAGAGUUCAACAUGUACUUGACACCACAGUCCCCAAUUAGUCUUGAUGCAUCUGCAGCAACUGGGCUUACUUUUGUUGGUGGUGUGCUGAAGCAUAAUGGCAAGAAGGUGGACCAUAAAGAGCCCUUUGAAGGACUUCAGCAGUUUGUUGAAUUUUUGAAGACUGUUGAUUGUAAACCUAUUUUGGUUGGGCACAAUAUACAAUGUUUUGACCUACCAGUGUUAAUGAAUCAGCUAGUCAAAUGUAAAUUACUUGACAGUUUUGCUAGCACUGUCACUGGUUUUAUAGAUACCUUACAAGUGUCUAGGAAAUCUUUCAGCAAAGAUGAUGUUAAAGAUUUUAAACAAGUCACUCUUGUAAAUACUUUCAUUGGAAAAGAUUAUGAAGCUCAUAAUGCUAUUGCUGAUGUGAAGGCAUUGAGGGAACUUUUUGAAAUGAAGUUGUUGGCUCUGUGUUCAGCUAAUGAUGUGUUCACAUUGAAUUAUUAUACCACAAAGAAGUCUUUAGAGCCCCUUGUUAAGGCAAAGAUUGUAUCUUCCAUGAUCUCGAAGAAGUUGAUUGCAAAUUCUCUUAGUUUGUCUAAGUUGGUGCUAAUCCACAAGAGGGAUCCACAUAAUGGGUUACGAAAUGUUUUUAGUGAACCAUUAUCGGGUUCAAAACAGCCUAGGAUAUCCAAGUCAUCUAAUGUAAUCAACAAAUUGGUUGAAUAUUUGAAUAGCUGUGAAUGAUUACUGUUUGUAUAUAUUUUAAAUUAGACAAUACAAUGUGUAAAAUAAAGGUCUAAAAACUUGUAUGGGAGAUUUCAGUCAACACUCAACCUAACGUUCGACUGUAUUUGUUUUUUAUGCUGACUGUUAUUAUUCUGUAGUAUACUAAUUUUUUGUGUAUACUGUUGAACACAUAAUUGGAUGUAUUUUGACUCGGUGUAGUGGAAAGAGUAAUGCUUCAAAAUUGAUGACUGAUUAGACUGUGGAUUUUCAUUUCAUUUACUUGAAAAACAGAUACAUGUACAUGUAUAAUAUAUGUGAAAUAUAUCUGUAAUUAAUGGCACACAGAAUGUAUUAUAGGUUGUAAAAUUAUAUUAUAUUCUAAAGAAUGUUGUUAUUCUUUUGCAGUUAUGCAUCUAUGAAAUGAAAUAAAAGUCAUCAAUAGCUCUGGAUUUUUUAUCUUCCCUCAUUUGAAAUUCCUUAUCAAAAAUCUCAAUUUGGACAAAAAACGUGUAAAUAAAUGGUGGUGCUGAGAAAAAAUUUAUGCUGGCAAUGUGCUGUUUUUUUAAUUUAAUUUUAACAAAUAGUCAUAGAUGAACAUAAUUUGAGAAUUUGACUGAAAAAUCACAAGUCAAUUUUUUUUUACAAUAAUUUUAAUAGUG